UGAAGUAUAAAUACAGCCCGAUGGUUUUAACAACAUCACAUAACAAAGCAAUAGAUUUGAGAGAGGGUUGAAGGGGCCAUACGAGACUUGAUGUUCCUCCGCAUUCUAAAGGUGGGUGAACCUAAAAUUUCAAUGAACAGGAAUGAUGGAUAUAUAUGCAUCACGGGGUAAUCAAUGACAUCAAACUAAUUGGCAAGCCUUGGUCUCUAUGAUCAGAUUUUAUACAGUUAUUUUUUGGUUUUUUUAUAUUUCAUAUUUUGUAAGUUCUCUAGCAGGAUUGAUAGUGAAACAUAUAGGCUAAGAGACAUAUGCAGCACAAUCAACAUUCAAGUGUAAGGUGUAAAGGAGAAGCUCAAAUACAAAAUAGAUAAUUUGCCAACUAAGGAAGGGAGAAGAAGUGUGAAGUUUAUUUUGGACCUACCCAAAAAAGAAAGUGUGAAUUUGAUUCGGGACCGGAGGGACACCAAACCCUGAUCUUCCUAUGGAUGAUAGCAGAGUUAUCGCAGCCGGUGGGGCCGGAAAACGAAAGAAAUCCAGGAAGAAUCCACAAUCUACUCCCUCCAUUAUUCCCGCUCAGGAGGCUGCCCCUUCCCAACCGCUUCCAGAGCCUCAGCCAAUUCAGCAGGUCCACCAGGAUCAAUUAGAGGCCAUGCUGAUUGAUGACCGGUUCGGCUCUGACCAACUGCACCAAUUUUCCCAGCAUUUCGACUCCGUUCGGGGGGAACCCUCGAAUGCUGGUGAGACCCAUACCGACCAUAUUACGGGUCAGGUCGAGCGGAUCUCCCUAUCCGACCCUAUCCAUGAGGUAUUAGAGAGGGCCGGCUCUACAGCGAGCCAGAUCUGGUCGACCUCCUCUUGGUUCAACAACUUUUCCCUUCCUCAGUUGCCGGUCGAGCAAUCUGAAGAAUGUCUGGCUCUGACUGCUCUGAAGAUGGGCUUGUACACCCUUCAGAUGCGGGAGGCCCGCCUGGCCAAGGAGCGGGAACUGAUUGUUGCCCAGUCUUCUCCUGAGCAACAUGCUGCUGCUGCCAUCGCCUCUCUGGAGGCCGAACGGAAAGCCUUUGUGGAGGAAAAGCAGAGACUGGAUGCUGAGCUCGGUACCCUUCGGGUCCAACUCGCAGCUUCCCAGGCGAAGGUCCUGGCUGCUGAGGCCGCACAGGUCAAAUUCGAAGAAAUGCCAUCUAGCAUCCCGGACGGUCCCUAUGAAGUGAACGUGGAUCUGUCCGCCGUCCGGGACACGUUUAAAUCCUCUGAUGAAUUCUCCAUCAUCAAGGAUGAACAUGCAAGGGCCCAAAUCCCGUUCGCCUUUGGGGCGUACUUGAAGGGUUUCCCCAAAGGCGCUGGUCGGCUAUCGACAGGGGUGGCCCUCUUGGAUAAGGACCCCGAGGCCAAGAAGUGGAACGACUCCAUCGUCUCAGAUCUUUAUGGCAAAAUUGGCCAGGUCUUGCUGCGUCCCUUCAUCACUCAGCUUCAAAAUCAUAUGGGGAGGCCGGUUCAGGCUUCUGAUCUCCCCACAGAUGACAUUAUCCAGACUCAGUUUGAGAAAUACCUGCGAGCUCGGCAAAGGGAAGCCGAUCAGGCUGCUGGGAGAGAGCCUGAGCCCCUGUCUGAUGAUGAUGAAGACGAGGACGAAGAGGGAAAUGAAAUGGCCCCUAGCCAAUAAUUUAUAUGUACUUUUUCAUUACUUGUUGUAAUUUUCUUUUUCUCUAAAUAGCUUGUACUUCCCGGUCAGUAGAACCGAUGAAUAUAUAUCCCUUUUUU
Messenger RNA from Cuscuta europaea, 1761 nucleotides. Lineage: Eukaryota; Viridiplantae; Streptophyta; Magnoliopsida; Solanales; Convolvulaceae. The record is from the annotation of a GenBank genome assembly.